AUGAAUACAAGGUCCUUCAACAUCAUCUUUAUCGUGCUACAUGCUUUAAUCGUUGGUGUUUUGGUUGUGGCAUACACUACCCAGACUAUCGUGCAAGAUGGACAGGCAUCAGAUGACCCAGCAAAGGAUGUUGGAUGUGUUGUACUAGGUGCCACAAUUGCAUUGUUGGCUUACAUGACAAAAUUCGUCUAUUACUUGUUGAUCUUGCCGCAGGCACAUCAUCGGUUGAUAUUAUUCCAAAUUGGUCAUUCAUCGUACGAGUCGUUUUACCAGCCUAUGCUCGAGGAAGUCAUAAAGUUUGCCGCUAUUAUGUGGUUCCAACAUGCCAAAUGUGACGGUACCUUGAACCUAUUUGAAUUAUCUUUGAUAUGGUGCGGGUUCACCAUUCCUUCAUUGACAAUCUACUUCUACAAUCCCCAGAGAUACUCUCAGAAAUAUGAGAGAUUCUUGAUGUACCACCAGUCCUGGCUUAUUCAGAUGAGAGGCGGAAUCUCAAGCACUGCUGAAGAGAACUAUCGCCUCAGCAAAGUAUGGAGCAAUUUAGUAUCUGAAAACAUCGACCUGGAGAUCCAUGACAAAGAGCGUCGUCGUUCAACAAUUUCAUCCGACAGGUCACAUACGAGUAGUCACCGACUAAAAACGAAAAUCAGCUCGAAAAUCAGCUCGAAAAUGCUUCCAAGCGAAUUCAAUUUGGGACAAGAUGCAACCCAGACAGUCCCUAUAAUAGCCUCAUCGCCGAACAUAGAUAUUUCUCCCCCUAUUAAGGAAGAGUAUGCCACAACCGACGAGUCGUAUUCCAAGGCCAUACAAAAAUUGUAUUCGGUUUCUCCGAAAGGUACCUAUCAUUUGAUCAGGGCUGUUGCAAUUGCCACGUUUGAUGAGGAUGACGAGGAAGAAGGACAACUUGAAAGGGAAGAUGCUACAAUAUGUACAGAAAGGAUGAACGGCAAAGCAACCUCUCGGGUGCUUCUCCCAGACGUGGAGGAAGUAUUUGAAAAUAUUGAUGAUUCAUUUGACGAAAGACAAAGUUUGAGUGAUGACAAUCAUCCGAUGUAUGAUGAAGUUGCAUCACAUCCGAGCCCUCGGAAUCUAUUCUCCCAAGAUAUCGAACUGUACAAUACAAACGGCGAAGCUUCUGCUUUUGAGACGUCAGAAACAACACCUGAAGUGAAUUCAGAUCGAAGCAUACGACUGUUCAACAUGCGAGUUCUUGCAUUUAUUAACUGGUGGUCGUGGCUAUGUCCACCGUUAUUACCAAUAUGUGAACCGUCGCAGUAUAGGGAUUCAGCCUCAUUAUACAUUGCACCUUCAGCCUCGAAUCCCCAGUUUGCCAACGAAAGAUUCCCACUACUCAAACUGAAGCUCUCAAACUAUAACUUGCAUGACAGAAAAUACGGAGACAAAUACGAUCGAGAUAUAACCAAUGACAAGUCUACAGCAAGGGUGUAUAGCUUCCAAGUUUUCUUGUCAUACUAUUUCGAUAUAUCCUUGAGUCCUGUUGUGCAUCCAUUUGCCCUUGAUAGAUGGUUUAUGAAGUAUGGUCAAUUACUCACUGAUACUAUCUUUGCGUGGAUUUUUUUAGACGAGCUAAAUAUAGUGGUAUGGCAGCUUUUUGUAUUCCAAGCAAUUAGACUUUGCUUGAGUGAUUUUCUGAUUGGAAAAUCGGUUAUCUGCUUUACGCCUGUCAUUGCCAUAAAGCUACUCAAAUUGAAUUAUUUACGAAGUUAUGAAAAGACAUAUGAUUUCAGGAUGAUUAUCACGCUUGAAUCCGUUGCACAAACACUUCUAAUUUUGUGCUUUACUUUUAUUAAUAAAUAA
Molecule: messenger RNA, 1818 nt
Organism: Lodderomyces orthopsilosis Co 90-125
Lineage: Eukaryota; Fungi; Ascomycota; Pichiomycetes; Serinales; Debaryomycetaceae
Exons: 1
Coding region: 1-1818 (605 amino acids)
Source: RefSeq, a predicted model, not a curated record